Molecule: messenger RNA, 3314 nt
Organism: Stomoxys calcitrans (stable fly)
Lineage: Eukaryota; Metazoa; Arthropoda; Insecta; Diptera; Muscidae
Exons: 6
Coding region: 157-3252 (1031 amino acids)
Biological process (GO): DNA integration; DNA recombination
Molecular function (GO): DNA binding
Source: RefSeq, a predicted model, not a curated record
GUUACCAUUAAAAGAGCAGCAAUUAUGUUGCGGGUAUCAAUUACAGCGACUACUUUAUUCGCGUAUUUGAUAAGCUUUCAUAUCUUAUUCUAACGGGAUUGUACAGUUUAAAACACACAUUUAGAAGUGAAAAUUUUGUGUGAACGGAGCGGUCAGAUGUAUUCGCUAAUAAGGACCUCAAAUAAAAAUCUUUUUGUUGUCCAAUCAAAGGAAAUUUCCUGGAAUGGUACUAGGAGUGUGCUCUUUAAGCAUGAGGGAAAAGGGCAUGUUGGUCUCCUUGUUUGUAAAUCAAAUAAUUAUAGUUCCCUAUUGGAUAGAAAAAUAAGGGAAGAAAAAAAUGGAAAUUUGCCAAAACAAAACAACAAUAAGGAGAAAGAAAAUGCCAUAUCACAGAAAAUUCGAGUUAAACCCGGGGUUUACCAGGACAAAUCUAAUCGGAAUGUCGGCAAGAUUGCUGCUAGUAUUACAAAAAUGGAAUAUUCAUUAAACCAAGAUGAUUUACCUACAACUAACUUAGAGUUUCCUGAGGAUGUCACAUUAUGUUGUUUUAGUGAGAAGUAUUUGAACAAUGGGGAGGAUCCUCUAGUUCUUAUUUCAUCACCAACGCCAGAAAGCCACUUACCUCUAAAACCAUCAAAGCCCUCCUCCAAUAUAGACUUAAGCUCGACACUUUUAAAUAAAUGGGUUUCUAAGGACAAAUCUGGUUUGGAUCUUAGCUUGGUUUCUGCAAAUACUACGCAAGGCAAUAACACCAUUGAAUGUUUAAUAAACCAAUAUGAUUUAUCUACUAAAGAGGAUAGUCCGGAAGUAGAAUUAUUUUGUCCCGUUUCUAAUGUAUCACCGACUCAGUUACAUCCAAUAAAAUCGACGUCCACCUACAAAACAAUUUUAAACUCGACCCAUGGCGAAGGAGUUUCUCAGGAUAAGUGUGACUUGGAUGUUAGCACAAUUACCGCAGAUACUUCGAAAUGCGAAUCCAACAUUGAUAGUUCAUUGAACCGCGAGAAUACGUCUAAUUCACAGUAUGUUCCGGACACCAGCUUAUGCUCUACUUUUGAACAAAGCCUAACAAUUAUAGAGGAUCCUCUUAAUAUAAAUUUGGUUACAGUCCCUCUCAAAGGCAAAGUCAAGAAAAGGCAUUAUUGCAAAUUUUGCGGUUCAUUGCAGACUCAGAUUGGAAGGCAUUUGCUUUUGAAACAUAAGGCUGAGAGAGAAGUAAAAACUGCGAGCAGGUUGCCGGCAAAGAGUGAUGAGCGUAUGAAAAUUUUGGCAAAAUUGCGGAAAGAAGGUGAUUUUGUUCAUAAUACUAACAAAACUGCAAACACUGGCAUUUUAAUUUUACCAAGAAAUCCACAAAAGAAGUUUGCGAAAAGUGCCACUGAUUUGACUUGUUGUUGCACUUGUAAGGGCUUCUAUUCCAAAAUGAGUUUUCGACAACACCGGUAUAACUGCCAUAAAGUCAAUAGGGCUAGAAAAAAUAAGUUAACUAUAGCAGCGGGUAAAGCACUAACUCAAUUUUACCAUCCAGCGGCCAGUCCAGUCCUAAGAACGAAGAUUUUGCCAGUUCUCAAUGACGACGUUGUAACCGAUUCCAUCAGGUUUGAUGAACUCAUAAUAAAAUAUGGUAGGAGGAUGGCCGAGAAGUACACGUCCCCCCACAAUUACGAAAUGAUUCGUGCUCAUUUGCGGUAUUUAGGCAGGUUUAAACUUCAGGCUAUGGCUUUAGAUCAUGAAAUUACCGAAUUAAAAGACGUCUUUAGGCCCCAAAAACAUGAUAUGUGCAUAGAGGCUAUAAAAAAAGUAGCCAGUUGGAAUGAGGAACGGCAAUGGUAUGAUCAUCCACAAGUGGCGAUAAUACUUUCGUCUUUAAUAAAAAAAUGUGCAUAUACAUUGCAAGCGGAAUAUGUUAAAGAUCUAGCGGAAGAAGAUAAAAAGAAAACUGUCCGUGAUUUUAUCUUACUGUGGGAAGAAGAAGUACCUACGGUUAUAAAUAGAAAAGCCCUUGAAGACCAGAGCAACCAAAAGCGGAUAAAAAAAGUUGUCCUGCCAACAAAAGAAGAUAUUAAGAAAUUGUACUUUUAUCUUAAAAACUUAGUGGCCGAAUAUAUUUCGAAAUUGACAAGCUUUGAUAUGGACAGUUACAUCGAAUUGAAUAAAUGUACUUUAGUGCUCAUACAAAUCUUUAACAGAAGAAGGGCUGGAGAACUUGAGCGCAUCCAAAUUGCUAACUAUACCAACAAAGAAAUUAUAACAAACAGAAUGGAGAAGGAGCUGCUGAGCAAUUUAUCUAAUGAAGCAAUAUUUUUUGCAAGACAAUAUGCUAGGAUUAACCUAAGAGGCAAACUAGGCCGCACUGUACCUGUGCUUCUUUGUCCUUUAACAGUUAAAGCAAUUGAUAAAAUUUUAGAAUACCGCAAAAAAGCAGGGAUAACUAUUAAAAACCCUUUUAUAUUCGCAAACCCGGUAGCUUCCAAAACAUCCAACCAAUACUUUCGUGCAUGUACUUUGAUUAGACAGUUUUCCACUGAAUGCGGUGCAGAAAUUCCGGAAAGUCUGCGUGGAACUAAAUUGCGUAAACACAUAGCCACUUAUAUGUCAAUGAUUAAUGCAGAAGAGGCCUCUAUUGAUAAAUUAGCCAACUUUUUGGGACAUCAUAAAGAUAUCCACAAAAACGUUUACCGAGCAACAAUUCCAGAAGCUGAAGUAAAUUGCGUGUCCCAAAUUCUUAUGGCAGCAAUUGGUAUUAGUGAUAAUGGCGUUAACGACAAUGAAAGCGAUGAAGAUGCCGCAGACGACGAAUGUGAAGGAGGUAACGUUGGUGAUGAAGAUAGUAGAGGUAACGUUGGCAACCAAGGUAAUGGAGGUAACGAAGUGGAUCUUGGUAAUGGAGGCAAUGUCGGUGAUAGAGUUGACUUAGACGACCAGAGCAAUGGGUAUGACGCAGCAGUAAUUGGCGAUCAAAAUAUCAUCACCUCUACCGUGGAAGAUCAAAAUGGAGAUCCAGAUUACAUGCCAAAGAAGAAGAGAAGAAGUACUUCUCCCUAUGGAAAAACGAAACGUCGGAGAUGGACACCAAUGGAGAAAGAAGUGCUGCGCAACGAGCUGGGAGAUCUUGGAAGAAUAAAAAAACUUCCUACCGUAUUAGAAUGCCUCAAAUUAAAAAAAAAAUACAAUAUUUUGGAGGGAAGAACCCCUCAGCAAAUAAAAUCUUUUAUUGAUAAUCAAAAAAAGCCUUAUAGGGACAAGGCCUAAUGAGUGAAUUUCGAAUAUUAAUUUAUUUCUUAAUUGGUUUUAUUUAAAAAACUAUUGCUUCA